This is a messenger RNA of Cadophora gregata, 2007 nucleotides long. RefSeq lists its product as uncharacterized. Gene Ontology annotation, molecular function: FAD binding. The coding region runs from base 1 to 2007 and encodes 668 amino acids. The record is from RefSeq and is a predicted model, not a curated record. The transcript has 8 exons. NCBI's taxonomy places the organism in Eukaryota, Fungi, Ascomycota, Leotiomycetes, Helotiales, Ploettnerulaceae.
AUGGCUCCUGGACAUUCAGAAGUGGAUGUGUUGAUUGUGGGUGCUGGGCCUGCCGGGCUCAUGGCGGCGACAUGGAUGGCGAGAUGUGGGAUCAAGACGAGAAUCGUGGAUAAGAGAGGGUCCAAGAUCUAUAACGGACAAGCAGACGGAUUGCAAUGCCGAACGCUCGAGAUAUUCGAUUCUUUUGGAUUUGCGGACAGGGUUUGGAAGGAAAGCAACCACAUGCUAGAAAUCUGUCUCUGGAACCCAGAUUCAGAAGGGCGGAUUCGAAGAUCUGACAGGAUCCCGGACACCAUCCCGAACAUCAGUCGAUUCCAGCAAGUUGUUCUUCAUCAAGGCCGCAUCGAACGUUUCUUCCUCGAUUCCCUCAAGAAAUACAGCGACAUCGAAGUCGAGCGCGGCGUUCUCCCCGAAUCUCUCAAGUUUGACGAGUCAAAAGCCGAGGAUCCAGACGCAUAUCCGAUUGAAGUUGUGCUUCAGCAUCUCAGUGAUGAGCAAGCAAAUCCAGACCAGCAUGCUGCGACUAAUGGGACGGCGAAAUCAGAUGGCUUGUUUAGAAGUAAUAUGGCUGCGGAUGAUACAGAAGAGCUUUUGAAGAAGGCUGCGAACGGGAAAGCCGGGACGACAGAAACGGUUAAAGCCAAAUAUAUGAUUGGGUGUGAUGGAGCGCAUUCGUGGACGAGGAAUCAAUUGGGGUAUAAGUUGGAAGGGGAACAGACGGAUUACAUUUGGGGCGUUCUUGACAUCAUUCCUAUCACCGACUUUCCUGAUAUCCGGAUGAGAUGUGCAAUCCACUCUGCCAGCUCUGGUAGUGUCAUGGUGAUUCCAAGAGAGAACAAGCUUGUUCGGCUAUACAUCCAGAUGACCACGACGGAGAAGGGAGGAAACAAGCUCGAUCGGAAAUCCAUUACCCCUCAAUUAAUCCUCGAAACCGCCCAGCGCACCCUAGCACCGUACAAGCUCACCUACGAAUACUGCGAUUGGUGGACCGCGUACCAAAUCGGCCAACGAGUUGGCUCCAAUUUCUCCAAGAACGAGCGCAUUUUCCUCGCUGGCGAUGCAGUGCACACUCAUUCCCCGAAAGCUGGUCAAGGAAUGAAUGUUAGUAUGCAAGAUACUUUCAACCUAGGCUGGAAGAUCGCUGCCGUCGUGAACGGUACCGCAAACCGCUCGAUUCUGAAAACGUACCAAUCCGAACGUCGACGUAUUGCUCAGGAUCUUAUCGCUUUUGACCAUAAAUUCUCGCGCCUAUUUUCUGGAAGACCAGCGAAGGAUGUGAUGGAUGAAGCAGGGAUCAGCAUGGAUGAGUUCAAAGAUGCGUUCGUAAAAGGCAACAUGUUCGCCUCGGGCGUAGCAGUCGACUAUGGCGCCAGCUUGAUCGUGGCUAAAGAGGGAGAUGCGCAAGCACAAGGCGAUGGAUCGGACGUUGGUCUCGAGAACGGCAAGCGAGUCAUUGGUAAGCAGGAUCUCGCCAAGAAUAUCAAGAUCGGGAUGCGGAUGCCUAGUUUCAAGGUUUUGAACCAGGCUGAUGCACGGCCGUGGCAUUUCCAGGAGAUGUUGAAGAGUGAUGGGCGAUGGCGCCUUGUUGUCUUCGCUGGCGAUGUCUCGUCUGCAAAGCAGCUGGAACGGGUUGCCAAACUCGGGGAUAUUCUCUCAAGCCCGAAAUCAUUCAUCAAACGGUUCACGCCAGCGGACAAGAAGAUCGAUUCUGUGAUUGACAUCUUGACGAUUCAUAGUGCGAAGAGAGCAGAGACUGAACUGCAUAGUUUUCCGGAUAUCUUCCAUCCGUUUGAUAAGCAAGACGGGUGGAAUUAUUGGAAGAUAUUUGUGGAUGAUGUCAGUUAUCAUGAGGGGUAUGGGAAUGCGUAUGAGAAUUAUGGGGUGGAUAGAUCGAAUGGGUGUGUGGUGAUCUUGAGGCCGGAUCAGUAUGUUGCUUGGGUUGGAGCGUUGGAGGAUACGGAGGCGAUGGAUCAGUAUUUCUCGUGCUUUAUGGUUGCGAAGUCGUGA